Amphimedon queenslandica is the source of this 823-nucleotide messenger RNA. RefSeq names its product DNA-directed RNA polymerases I, II, and III subunit RPABC3-like. Gene Ontology annotation, cellular component: RNA polymerase III complex; RNA polymerase II, core complex; RNA polymerase I complex. Bases 9 to 701 code for a protein of 230 amino acids. Lineage: Eukaryota; Metazoa; Porifera; Demospongiae; Haplosclerida; Niphatidae. The transcript has 5 exons. The record is from RefSeq and is a predicted model, not a curated record. Gene Ontology annotation, biological process: DNA-templated transcription.
GUCCAUUCAUGCCUCGAUUCAUGCCCUGGCCUGAUCACAAUCGGCAGUAUACGGAGAAAAUUUCUCAGUAUACUAGUCCGUGUUCACUCAUUUCAUUUUUCUGGACAUGUGAGACCUCGUGUGAGACUGAGUUGCACGUUGUCAUGUCUGGAAGAAGAACUAGCCUUGAAGAGCCUUCCUCUUCUGAAGAGGAUGCUGAACUUACUCUUUACCACGACAACAAAGGUAGUCUAGAGGACAAUUGUCGAAUAUCCUUUCCAGUGAGAGGUCUUACCAAGUCCUCGGGUCCAGUUUUUGAAAGUUUUUUUCAAAUAAAAGACAUUGAAAAAAAAUUUGAAAGAGUGUCUCGCUUGUUUUGUGAAGGGGAGAAUUUUAACAAAAUCCAGUUAAUUCUGGAUAUAAACACACAACUGUACCCCAUGAAUGUUGGAGAUAACAUUCAUUUUCUUUUGACCACCACACUAGGAGCAGACCAUGAAGACUUUCCCACAGUGACAGAUGGUGCCACCUCCUCCUUAGCAGACACAUUUCAAUAUAUAAUGUAUGGCAAAAUUUAUAGAUUAGAAGGAGCUGAGGAUUCAUUAUCAGUGUAUGUCUCUUUUGGGGGACUACUGAUGAGAUUGAAAGGAAACAAUUUACAAGGACUAAUGAUGAUGAUGGACAUGAAUGUGUACUUACUAUUAAAGAAAAUGACUUAUUGAAAGAUCAACUCUUUUUUGUGUGUGUGUGUACAUUUAACUGUCUUUUUUUGUGUACAUGUAUAUACAUGUUAAAAAGGUCCCCAUUAUUUUUGAAAGGAGGUGCAGCCAUUUCUUUAAUUUUA